UUUCGACAUUCCUCAACUCUGGCAUUAGCUGGCUUAUCCAAUGCUGAUAUCUGUUCCCACAGAGACAGAUCAUUUCCUAUUUCUCAAUCGGCCGAGUACACCCGAUCUACUAUUCCUAAAUCCGGUGAUAGUGAAGCAGAUUUUGAAGCCAACCGCACAGAUAUCAUUAACGGUAUGGACGAGCAUGACGAAGGUUACAGCGAAAUUGCUGAUUUCGAAGAAAGUGUUCGUGGUUCCGAUGAAGUAGAUACUGAAAGUGAGCAGCGCGAGGAGGAAAAGGAGAGUGGGAAACCUUAUACUGAUAAUGGGGGUUUUGUCACGAACAGGCCCCAAACUCGGCCCGAUUGGCUUUCAAAUGGAGUUUGUAAGGAUGAUACUUCUCCGAAUGUAUCUAAAGAUAGUAUCGGCUAUCAGAACUCUCAACUACAGCAGACUCAGCAGCGACAACAGUGUCAACUUCCUCAGAACCAGCAGAGAGAUGUCAAGCAGAAACGCCGCCAUCUGACCCUUUUAGCCUCGAUGGUUGAGGCUAUGAGAGGAUGCUCCAUGAUUCCUUUGGGGCAAGACAGAGCCUAUAGGUAG
This is a messenger RNA of Protopolystoma xenopodis, 582 nucleotides long. The record is from the annotation of a GenBank genome assembly. Lineage: Eukaryota; Metazoa; Platyhelminthes; Monogenea; Polystomatidea; Polystomatidae.